AUGUCCUCCGCCUUCUUCCCCUCCUACAAGCCCCAGGUCCUCUCCCGCCAGGAGGGCUUCCACCUCCCGUCCCCCGCCCCCUCCCACAACCCCCCGUCCCCCCCGUCCAGCAAUGGCACCCCUAGCAACGCAGCCGCCAACUUCGACCCCAACAACCUCUUCCUCCCACCCUUCCUCUCCAUCCCCGACCCCUUCCGCAAGUUCCCCGCCUCCGCAGACACCGCCGCCGGCAUGGACUUCACCGACGAGCUCGCCAGCCUCAUCAACAGCGAGCACCAGUCCAGCGAGCGCUCCACCCAGAACGGCGCGUCCCACAACGGCAAUCCGUACGAGGAGUACCGUCCGCCCACACACAACAUCUUCGACAUCUCCGCCCCGACAUCCCACCAUCACCACUCCGCGCACUCCCACUCCCAGUCGUUCCACCCGCAGUCGCCCUUCUCCCUCGGCUCCUCCAACAACCCCAACGGCAACAACAACCAGCAGCAGCAAGCCCCCGAGUUCGCCCACGGCAACUUCAACAGCACCCUCCCCGCCCUCGGCUCCUCCAUGCGCUACGAGCCGCCACCCGCGCCACACUCGCCCUUCUCGCUCUCGCACUCGCAACACAGCCAGGGGCUCGCCCACCCGCUCGGCACGCCCGGCGCCGAGCCCUCCUCCGUCUCCUCCUUCUCCUCGCACCUCUCCUCGCUCUCCUUCUCCACCGCGGGCAACACCCCCGGCCAGGGCGACCUCCUCGGCCACCCCGGCGGGCAGCGCCAGACACCCUCGCCCGUGUCCGUCGCGUCGCCCACCGAGUUCUCGCGCUCGCGCUCGCGCAGCACGACCCGCCAGUCCCAGUCCGCGCAGCAGCAGGGCGAGCCGCCCUCGACGAACGGCGGGCCCGCGCGCCGCACGCGCGCGAAGCGCGGCAGCGUCAGCUCCGUGAGCCCGCCCCCGCUGCACCGCGGCCACACGCAGCCGCUCAUCAUCCCCGGCAACAACAUCGGCGGCAUGGGCGGCGUGAACGGCAUGAACGGCCGCGGCCCCGCGAGCCCGCUCGGCCUCCACGGGAGCGGCUGGUUCGUCCCCGGCGGGCAGGGCGAGUUCAGCCUGCCCACGCCGGACAGCGUCCACGGCGGCUUCUCCGCGUUCACCGGGGCGUCGUCCCUCCCGGCGAACGGGCUGGGUGUCUCGCCGAAGGACGUGUCCUCCGCCGCAGGCGCGCUCGGCAAGUCGCUGAACCUCCCGGGCCUCGCGGGCGCGGGGGGCGAGAGUCCGCCGGGCGCGGACCUCGCGACGAAGCAGGCACUCAUCGCGAGCGAGAAGCGGAGGCGGCGGCGGGAGAGCCACAACGCGGUCGAGCGGCGCAGGCGGGACAACAUCAACGAGAAGAUCAGCGAGCUGGCGACGUUGAUACCGGAGUGUUUGCUGGACCCGAAUGCGACGAUGACGAUGCCUGCGUCGCUCUCGGCGUCGUCAGACGAUUUGCUCUUCGGUGGCGCUCCCGGUCCGUCGGCGUCCGCUGCUGCUGUUAACGGCGCCAACCUCGACGCAGCCGGAGCGAAGAAGGAAGAGAAGGACGGGAGCGCGGAGCGUGAUGAUAAGGACGGGCAGGAUGGUAAUGCGGCGGCGGUCAAGGCGAAUAAGGGCAUGAUCCUGAAGAAGAGCGUCGAAUAUAUUCGGUACCUCCAGCAGCUCGUCUCCGCGCAGGCCUCACGCAACCGCGAACUCGAACAGCAACUGCAAUCAUUCCGCUCGUCGUCUGUGCCGUCCUCGGACCUGGACGACGGCGCGCUCGUGCUGCACGAGGAGGUCGCAGAGGACUUCACGCUCUUCGGCUCGCCCUCGCCCGCGGCGCACUCGGCCCCGGCCCACCGGCAUGCGAACGGGAAGCGGAAGAAGUUCUCGCGCGGGGAGCUUGCGAGCGUGGAGGAGAUGGACAUGGACGACGACGCGGACGUGGACAUGCAGGACGGGGACGGGGAGGAGACCGAGAAGAGCAGCCCGAGCGCGAUGGGCGAGGAGGAGGACGAAGGAGAGGGGGAAAGAGAGGAGGAGCUGCGGGGGAGGAAGGGGCGGGACGGGCGUCCAGCGGGCUUGAAGGAGAGGGUGAAGCUCGAGGAGAACGGCGAGAUGGAGACGUCAUGA
Rhodofomes roseus is the source of this 2130-nucleotide messenger RNA. RefSeq names its product HLH-domain-containing protein. Gene Ontology annotation, cellular component: nucleus. Bases 1 to 2130 code for a protein of 709 amino acids. Lineage: Eukaryota; Fungi; Basidiomycota; Agaricomycetes; Polyporales; Fomitopsidaceae. The transcript is spliced from 4 exons. Gene Ontology annotation, biological process: regulation of transcription by RNA polymerase II. The record is from RefSeq and is a predicted model, not a curated record. Gene Ontology annotation, molecular function: RNA polymerase II cis-regulatory region sequence-specific DNA binding; DNA-binding transcription factor activity, RNA polymerase II-specific; protein dimerization activity.